Molecule: messenger RNA, 645 nt
Organism: Rotaria socialis
Lineage: Eukaryota; Metazoa; Rotifera; Eurotatoria; Philodinida; Philodinidae
Source: the annotation of a GenBank genome assembly
AUGAGAACAGUAGCUACUAUUGUUUCGAUAUCACUUGUAUUACUAUUUGCUAUAUUAUCUAUACGGGAAGAUGGUAUUUUUAAAUUCCAUCCAUCCCUUAUGGCUGUUAGUUAUCUUGGCUUUAUGUUCCAAGCAAUAAAUAUAUUUUCAGUGGAUAAUACAUCUCGAUCGGCACCAAUAACGAAACGAAAACAAAUUCUCAUUCAUUCACUAUUUCAAGUUGGUUCUAUCAUUUGUUCAAUUAUUGCUUUUACAGCAAUCUAUCUUAGGAAAGAACAAGGCAACAAAUCACAUUUUACUAGCUGGCACGGCUUGAUCGGAUUCACUGUGUUUAUUUGGUCAUUAUUACAAUCGACUGGUGGUCUUCUUCUGACUAUUCUUCAACGAUAUAUUCGUUCGUUAGGAUUAACUCAUGCAAAACUUCGUAUUUAUCAUGCAACAUCAGGUGUACUUCUGUUUACUAUGUCUUGUUUCGUAAUAGUUCUUGGACUGGCUUCGAAUUGGUUUAAAACUAAAAUGCCAGAUGAAAAAAUCAUUUAUUCUGUAAUUUUUUAUUUACUUACUUCAAGUAUGCUUUUUCUUGCACACAAAUGUGUAGAACAAGUGAAAGCUCGCUAUGUCAAAAGAAAGAUUGCCAUGAAAUAA